Molecule: messenger RNA, 970 nt
Organism: Tauraco erythrolophus (red-crested turaco)
Lineage: Eukaryota; Metazoa; Chordata; Aves; Musophagiformes; Musophagidae
Source: RefSeq, a predicted model, not a curated record
AUGGAAACUUCUGGUCUCUUCAUUCAGCUGCCUGGAGGGAACCUGAAGCUCACUCUCUACCAGUAUAAAACGUGUCCUUUCUGCAGCAAAGUCCGAGCUUUUCUUGAUUAUCAUGGACUGCCCUAUGAAAUUGUGGAAGUGAACCCGAUAAUGAGGAAAGAGAUCAAAUUCUCUUCCUACAGAAAGGUGCCUAUCCUGCUAGCCAAUGCUGGGAGCCCUCUGCAAUUGAAUGACUCCUCGGUGAUCAUCAGUGCAAUAAAGACCUAUCUCGUUUCCAAGAGGAAUAGCUUAGAAGAGAUUGUGUCCUUUUAUCCUCCGAUGAAAACUGUGACUGAGCAAGGCAAGGAGGUAUUUGAGUAUGGGAAUAAAUACUGGCUCAUGCUGGAUGAGAAGGAGACAAAGCGAGUCUAUCCUGUCAAAGAAGUGAGAGUGGAAGAAAUGAAGUGGAGAAAAUGGGCAGACGAUUGGCUUGUUCACCUCAUCUCCCCCAAUGUUUACCGUACUCCGAGAGAAGCCUUGGCAUCUUUUGAUUACAUUGUCCGUGAGGGGAAGUUUGGCACUGUGGAAGGUUUCUUUGCCAAGUACAUGGGGGCUGUUGCUAUGUUCUUUGUUAGCAAGAGGCUGAAGAAAAGACAUCACCUUCAAGAUAAUGUCCGAGAAGACUUGUAUGAAGCUGUCAAUGAGUGGGUAAAAGCUGUUGGCAAACAUCGACCGUUCAUGGGUGGAAAUCAGCCCAACCUUGCUGACUUGGCGGUGUAUGGGGUCCUCCGAGUCAUGGAAGGGCUGGAAGCCUUUGAUGACAUGAUGGUUCACACCAAGAUUCAGCCUUGGUACCUGCGCAUGGAAGAAGUCAUUAAAAAAGCUGCAGCUGCCAUCUGAUGCCAGCUGCAGCUGCCUUCCUGAAGUACUUGCAUGGUAAAACACUUCAGAAGGAACGGCGUUUCUUUUUUAAGAGUUGAAUGGACUGGUC